This is a messenger RNA of Colletotrichum spaethianum, 1479 nucleotides long. RefSeq names its product beta-xylosidase. The transcript has a single exon. Gene Ontology annotation, molecular function: beta-glucosidase activity. The coding region runs from base 1 to 1479 and encodes 492 amino acids. Lineage: Eukaryota; Fungi; Ascomycota; Sordariomycetes; Glomerellales; Glomerellaceae. Gene Ontology annotation, cellular component: cell surface; extracellular region. The record is from RefSeq and is a predicted model, not a curated record. Gene Ontology annotation, biological process: glucan catabolic process.
AUGUCAACACAACCGUCUAACCCACCUCUCACGCUGCUGCGCGUCAGUGGCACAAAGAUUGUUGACGAAAAUGGCACAGAAGUACUCCUCAAGGGCGCUGGCAUCGGCGGCAUGCUAAAUAUGGAAAACUUCAUUACUGGCUACGCUGGCCACGAGCAUGAACACCGCGCAGCUCUUACGGAGGUCCUCGGCAAGGAAAAGGCCGACUUCUUCUUUUCUCGUCUCCUCUAUCACUUCUUCACAGAGGCCGACGCCGCAUUGUACGCAUCACUAGGCCUCAACUGCUUGAGAAUACCCUUCAACUACCGUCAUUUCAUGGACGACGAUAAUCCGAGCUUGAUUAAGAAGUCGGGGUUCGAGCUACUCGACCGCAUCGUCAACAUCUGCGCCAAAUACAACAUCUACGUCAUUCUUGAUCUGCACGCCGUGCAAGGCGGACAGAACCAAGACUGGCACAGUGACUCGGGCAUCAGCAGGGCCCUAUUCUGGGAGUUCAAGGAUUUCCAAGAUCGCGCAAUUCAACUGUGGGAGGCCCUCGCUCGUCACUAUGUCGGCAAUAAGGUCAUCGCAGGAUAUAACCCCCUCAACGAGCCUGCCGACCCUGAGCACACCCGCCUCAUCGCCUGGUACGAGCGAGCCGAGAAGUCUAUCCGCGCUAUUGACCCAGACCACAUCCUCUUCCUCGAUGGCAACACCUACGCCAUGGACUUCUCUGCGUUCUCACCAGAAAAGACCCUGCCUAACAGCGUCUACAGCUGCCACGACUACAGCAUGAUGGGCUUCCCUCUCCCAGAGCAGUACGAAGGCACUGAUGAGCAGAAGCACAAGCUCCGACAAAGUCUCAUGCGCAAGGUGGAGUUUAUGCAGAAGGCCGGCGUGCCCAUCUGGAACGGCGAGUGGGGCCCCGUCUACCAGAACCCGAAGACGGACCAAGAUGCGGCUGUGACCAACGAGAAGCGGUUCGCCCUGCUUAAAGAACAGCUCGCUAUCUACCGCGAGCUUGGCGGCAUCUCGUGGAGCAUCUGGUUGUACAAGGACAUCGGAUACCAGGGCAUGGUCUAUGUCGAUCCAGAGAGCCCCUACAUGCGCCUGAUCCAGCCAUUCGUGGAGAAGAAACAGCGCAACGGCCUCGAUUUCUGGGGUUGCGCCGAUAAGAGCGGUGUUGACAGCGAGGUGUACGCGCCCUUCAUUGCGAAGCUUAAGGAGAUGAUCCCGGAGCAUCUGCACAAGAAGAAGUAUCCCAAGGUCUGGACGUUCGAUAGGCAGGUCGAGCGCGUCGUCCGGGAGUGUCUGAUGAGCGAGUAUGCCGGGUGGGAGUUUGCGGAGCUGUUCCGCGGUAAAACUGAAAAGGAGCUCGAGGAGCUGGCGGCGAGUUUCGCCCUGGAGAACUGCAAGACUCGUGACCGGUUGAAUGAGUACUUACGGGAAGACGCAGUUACCGCGAAUGGAAAGUUGACGAAUGUGACUAAUGGUGCAUGA